AUCUUCAUCUGAGUUCACAGCCCGCGCGCGUGUGUUAAUAUGUGCCUGUACUAGAGCACCGCAGAGCGGACGCGCCUCCCUCCGCCACAGGGCCACGGAGAGGCCGUACGUCUGGACGCCCCGGCGUCUGCUGCUCGCGCUCAGGGAUGGAUCAGGGAUCCGCCGCGGGCACCGGAGGGACCUUCAUUUCCCUGAGCGACAGUGAGCAGAGAUGUUACUCCGGGCUGUACGCGCUCUGUCAGCCCGACAGCACUGGCAAACCGGCGGCGGGGAAGGUGGCGGAGCUGUUCCGGGCGUCGCAGCUGCCGGCCGAGACGCUGCACCAGGUAACAGAGGUGUGCGGAGCUAAGCGGCUUGGUUACUUUGGCUGCGGGCAGUUCUACGUGGCUCUGAAGUUGAUGGCCGCGGCGCAGGCGGGUUUGCCGGUACGUCUGGAGAGCAUCGCAGGUGAACUUCCUCUUCCUGUGUUUGUUGGGAUAACGAAUGAGCUUGAGAUGCGUUACGCCAAUCACCCCUCAACCAAUGAGAGCCAGCCGCACAUCCUGGGCUCAGUUACAGGCUCCGCCCCUCGUCCCCCUGCAGACAGACCUGUACUCAGACACCCUGACACCAGCAUGGACAAACAGGAGGCGUGGUCUCCACCGCGGUCACCCGUCAUCUCCCCGCCCCGCUCACCGUCAGCCUAUCGCAACUACCCAUAUGGUGCACAGAGAAACGGAACAGACACGCUAUUGGCGUAUGACGGUAAAGUGCCGGCUCGUCCCAGUGUUCCUCAGGAAAACUCCUCUCCCAGUCAUUAUUCUCUCAAACCGCAGCCGGAGCAGCCUGUCAUCACACGCGUUGCGUCUGUGGAGCGUCUGGUGGAGAGAGUGGAGGUCGAUUACUCAGACGACCCCUGGAGGAUCACAGAGGAGCAGCGUGAAUAUUACACCAACCAGUUCAGGAGUCUCCAGCCUGACCUCAGCGCUCUCAUCGUGGGAACUGUUGCAAAAAACUUCUUCACCAAGUCGAAGCUUCCGAUUCCAGAGCUGUCGCAUAUAUGGGAGCUGAGUGAUGUUGACAAGGACGGCGCUCUCACUUUCCCAGAGUUCUGCACUGCCUUCCAUCUGAUCGUGGCCCGGAAAAACGGUUACCUCCUUCCUGAAACUCUCCCUGCCACGCUGAGACCGGGCUUUGUGGAGCCAGGUGUGGUUACAGCGCCACCAUCUGAGGCGACUCAACCUCUCAUUGUCUUUGAUGACAAUAUGAUGCCUGGAGCCAAUCAACUGGAAAUGGGUUCUGUUGGCCUUCAGAUGACCUCAAGACCAGGUGUGACCGCUAAACAGGAUGUGAGAGAUGAAAGCAGGAAACCGGAAUUCAGCCCAAAGAGAAUUCCAGAGCCGCAUGAAAAGCCAACACAGCGUGUCAGCACUUUAAAACCAGAUUCUCCACAAGAGCUUGAUUCAAAUAUGAAGUCAAGAACACGACCCAGGUCAUAUUCCAGCACCUCCAUAGAUGAUGCCAUGAAGAAGGUGGAAGAGCCGCCCACUCCUCCUCCUCGACCCCAGAAGACUCACUCCCGCGCCUCCUCUCUUGACCUCAACAAGCUCUUCCAACAGAGCAGUCAAGGUGCUAAAAGUGGCUGGUUGCCUCCUCCUCCAGCUCUCCCUCCACGACCACCAGCGACACAGAUCUUCAGCUUCAUCCCUGGCUCAGAGAAGAGUUCCCAAAAGGCUGUUCAGCAGCCAAACUUUGCAGAUUUCAGCAAAUUUAGUGAGGAGCAGGAGACUGUCGUGACAGGAGCUCUCAGCACCGAAGACCUGGCACCUCCCAAAUCGGAUUCCACAGUGUUACACCAAGGCCACGCCCCUCAGAAGCCAGUACGAAGAAAACUCCACACUGAAAGCCAGAGUGCCACGCCCCCCUUGGCCACGCCCUACUCUGCUGCCACAUUGACCAAAUCUACACAGAGGCCUCCACCCAAGCAGAAGAGAGAGAUCCAGAUGGCCAUAAGGAAGAACCGAGAAACCAACGCAGUCCUGACACGUCUCAACAGUGAACUACAGCAACAGCUAAAGGUUGUGCAUCGGGAGCGAGUUACUCUGGAGUCCCAGCUGGAGUUGCUGCGGCCCGUGGCGUCAACCUGACCCAACACACUCUCGCUUUCUCUCGCUUUCUGUCCUUCUCAUGCGUGCUUGGGCACGUCUUUCGAUCUGACGCUGGACUCUGGGUUCUGUCUAAUAUUCUGAGCUUAUAAUUCAGUCACAUGACAGGAUACUUACUUUAACUGACCAAACACUUUGGGAUGCCACAAUCACUGUGUCAGAACCACAGGAAGAGCAUUUUACCUCCACAGGAGAGCGGGAAGAAUUCUAGGAAGUUUAUUCUGUCAAAAAACUAUAUUUUUGGGUUGAGUUUGUGUUUAUAUGUUCCUGUUUUUCUUCAGCAGAAUCAUGCCAACAUGACUAACUGUUAGUUAUGCAGACCAAUGAAAAGGAAAAGCUUCAGUAUUCAACUUCAUCAAUUUGUGGUUUAUGCAAUGGAUCUGAUUUUCUAAUGAUUCAUCCGAUAACUGCACCAAAUAAUGAUUUAAAUCACUUUUUUUGUAUUUUUGUUACUGUAAUUUAAUAAACAUGAAUAUGUUUGAAGCUGAUCCUGUUCCACCAAGAAUAAGCUUAUAAGGGUGAAUCUCAAGAAAACAAGUCACAUUUCACCCCAAGAACAGUAGAAUAAAAUAACUUAUAUUAUAAUAAUAAUUACUUAAUUAUUAUAUGGACUUACGCAUAAAGUAUAAAUUUUUUUCAUGACAAGUACAUUUUAAUCAUUACUUAGUCAGCACAACAAAUAAUAACCUGAUCAAUAUAUAUAUAUAUAUAUAUAUAAAAUAUAUAAUCACAAUUAAUCGUAUCUAACACAAAAGUUUGUAAAUAUACAAUAUAUAUACUUACAAACUUUUAUGUUUGAUGUGAUUAACCGAUUUGACAGCAUGUAUCAAAUAUUGAUUAAUCGCAUCUAACAAGUUCGUAAAUAUACAAAUAAAUAUAUUUACAAAUUUUUUUUAGGAGUGAUUAGUCACGAUUAAUCAAUUUGACAGUACUAAAUAUAUAUAGUGCUGUCAAAUCGAUUAAUCACGAUUAAUCGCUUCUAACAAAAGCUUGUAAAUAUAUAUAUAUAUAUAGUACAUAUGUUGUAUAUUUACAAACUUAUAUAUACAUACAAGCUUUUGUUAGAUGCGAUUAAUCACGAUUAAUCGUUUUGACAGCACACUAUAUAUAAUAUAUAUAUAUAAAUAGUAUAAAUUACAUUACACUAAAUAUUAAUAAUAAUUUGGGGAUUGAAAACUGUUUAAUUGUUGUGAAAAUAAUACCAGAAUACAAAAAAAGCUUAAUUUUCUUUACGAAACAUAUUCUUUCACAAUUUCUGUAAUUUGUUUUCUUUUGGUUUUGGGGUUAAAUAUGACCCUUGACAGAUUUUGUGUGAUUUGCCCAUGAAGAAAAUAGCUGCAAAUGUAGUUAAAUGUAGAAUAAUCAUUACUUUGUGUGCUGGGACAAAGAGUUUGCAAAGAUGGACGUGUCCUAAAGACCGUGUGUGUUCAUGCAUGAAGAUGAACAUUUACAUGAGACGUUUAUUUUUACACGAGUAGUUCUGGCAGCAUGUUGUAUGUGAGUAGUUUGACAAUACAGGACUGUUUAAGACUGGAAUGUUAGAAUAUCUAGACAUAUGUAUUGAAUGUCAUAUUAACCUCAGAUCAGUGAGGGCGAUCCAGUGAUUGUGCUUGUAAUGUAUUACAAAAACCAUCCAUCAAUAUGUCCAAUUUUUUUUUUUUUACACUUCCUUUUAUGGCUUGUCAUAUCCUUAACUAUUAUUUCUAACUUUUCAGUAAUUUCUUAAGCAUUUCUUACUAUCCUAAAAAUCAUUUUGGGGGUAAUUAUAGUAAUUAUGAAAUUUUAAAAAAGGUUGAUUGUUUCAAAAAAAAAAAAAAAAUGCAUCAAAUGAAAACCAGCGACUGCAAAAAAAAAAAGUAUAAAUGUUUUUUUGUUCAAAAGUGUGCUAAAUACUUUCCUAUGCAAAAAAAAUAAAAAUAAAUGAAUAAAUAUUGGUGACUUUGCAGGCCGAGCUUGUUGUUGGCCACGUUGUGUGUUUUUGAUACUGAACGAAUCUCUCAUACACUGUGUUCUGAUGGAGGAGUGGGAAUGUUCUGUCCGUGAAUGUGUCAAUAAACCAGUGGAAUUAUGGGAGAA
Molecule: messenger RNA, 4220 nt
Organism: Ctenopharyngodon idella (grass carp)
Lineage: Eukaryota; Metazoa; Chordata; Actinopteri; Cypriniformes; Xenocyprididae
Gene: reps2
Product: RALBP1 associated Eps domain containing 2
Exons: 19
Coding region: 147-2126 (659 amino acids)
Biological process (GO): endocytosis; endosomal transport
Cellular component (GO): plasma membrane; cytoplasm
Molecular function (GO): protein binding; calcium ion binding
Source: RefSeq, a predicted model, not a curated record